CUGUUGAUGGAAAGAAUUACAUACCUUUAAAUAUCUAUUUUUUGUUGGUUAAAGUGUCACAUUAAAUGAUCCACGAGCAGUACUCGUGUAGUUAUUUAUUAGCAGAUACACGUCAGUAAACUGAUCGAUCGAUUCAGAUUCAAAAGAGCCGAUAUCAGUCCCAGCCAGGCUCUGUGUGUGUUUGUCAGAGAAAAGUUAUGUGAAUAAAAUCUGUUGCCCUCUCUGACUUGCUGCUGCUGCUCGUGUAUAAUGCUCGUGUCAGUGUUUAAAUGUUGUAGGAGGAAUGAAUGAAUAAUAACAACUGAAUAUUUUCGUCCUCUCCGCAUUAUUCGUGAUUCAUGAGGUCGGUGUUUAUGUGGCGCGUUUGUCCGUUUGAGUCGCUCCAGUGCGCAUGCGCGAGCUCACCGGGACCCGCUGCAUCUUUAAGAAAACACGCGAACAUUAUUAGUAUGUGUGGUGAUCGUCAUGAGAGGACACGAAACACAGCCGUGAUCCGCUCCGGUUCGGAGGAUGUCCGGCGUCACAGCCGUGAAUAAAGUUCAGGUCAAGCGACAGAUCCGUGGCAUCGUGAAAGAUCUGGAGAACAUCUUAGGAGAUCUGAAGGAUGUAGCGAAGGAACUCAAAGAGGUGGUCCAUGAUAUUGACUGUCUGACAUCAGACCUUCAUCUGGAGGAGGAGACGAGGGACAGCUCAAAGACGGACACGCUCAACAGUAGUUCCAGCAGUAUGACCACCACUUCCAGCAUGGAGAGGAUCAAAGUUUACCCAGAGGAGACGCUCCUCAGACCUUCAUCUGUCUCCUCUGCCAUUCUCACGGUUCUAAAGAGACCCAACCCGCCCCUGCCUCCGCCCCGCACCACCCUGUCCAGAGGCGAGGAUCACGAAGACCCAUCCUCGGGGAUGCGAACGACGGCAAACGGGCCGCUGAUGCGGAACGGCGCUUUCCCAGCCAUCGCAUCCAGCCGAGGCUCCUGUCACGGACCCAGAAACGUGGGGCCGCCGGUGGCUCCGAUGUCGAGGCACGCGAAGAACCGCUGUCCUCAGACCACGAGGGAACGAGUCCGGUUCAGCGAGAAGGUCCAAUAUCACGGCUACUGUCCCGACUGUGACCUGCAGUGCGACGUGGACGAGACGGAUUUGCACUUGCAUACAGAAGUGAUGGAUGUCAAACUGAGUCCGAGUCAUCAUCGGUGUUCGCCACCGGCUCAAAUCCUGGCGGAGAACGGAAACCUCGCUUUCAGCCCGCUAACGGCCCGCGCCUCGCAAAAACCACACAAGACCAUCCUGCGCAAGUCCACCAGCACGACUGUCUGAUGUUUGUUGGAUCUGACUGAACGCUGUUUAGUUCUCUGCAGGUCUCUUUCAUUUGAGGAGCUCCAUCCACUUCACCUGAAGAUGCUCAUGAGUUAGUUUAAGAGGGAGGAUCAGGAGAACCACACAGGAGAACCGCUGCACCUCACAUGGCUGGAGAUGUUGAAUGGUCUUGUGAUGAGCAUCUUCAUCUCAUAACAUGAUGUUCAGAACAUCUAAGGCAGUGGAAUUCUGCUGGAAAAUCACAAAUCUCCACACAGAGAAACACAACAACGUUUCAUCUUAUAUGUGACUUAUUUGAGUUCUUCUAAGAUCAACAUUUAAAAAGGAUUUAGUAACAUGAAGUCUGUGGGGUUAAAAGAGCUCUUAUAAUGUUGCUGCUAUCAACUCAAACUGAACUUUACACAUACUGAUUUACAUCAAAACAUCCAUGAGAUGUAUACAGUGUGAGAUGAUGUAUACAGUGUGACGUACAGUGUGAGAUGAUGUUUACAGUGUGACAUGCAGUAUGAGAUGAUGUAUACAGAUGUGAGAUACAGCGUGAAAUGGUGUAAACAGUGUGAAAUGAUGUAUACAGUGCUAUAUACAGUGUGAGAUGAUGUUUACAGUGUGAGAUACAGUAUACAGAUGUGAGAUACAGUGUGAAAUGAUGUAUACAGUGUGACACUUUGAGUGCGCCAUGCAGUGUGAGAUGACGUAUGCAGUGCGACAUUCAGUGUGAGAUGAUGUAUGCGGUGUGAGAUGCAGUGUGAGAUGACGUAUGCAGUGUGACAUUCAGUGUAAGAUGACGUAUGCGGUGUGAGAUGACGUAUGCAGUGUGACAUUCAGUGUAAGAUGACGUAUGCGGUGUGCGAUGACGUAUGCAGUGUGACAUUCAGUGUAAGAUGACGUAUGCGGUGUGAGAUGACGUAUGCGGUGUGAGAUGCAGUGUAAGAUGACGUAUGCGGUGUGAGAUGACGUAUGCAGUGUGACAUUCAGUGUAAGAUGACGUAUGCGGUGUGCGAUGACGUAUGCAGUGUGACAUUCAGUGUAAGAUGACGUAUGCGGUGUGAGAUGACGUAUGCGGUGUGAGAUGCAGUGUAAGAUGACGUAUGCGGUGUGAGAUGACGUAUGCAGUGUGACAUUCAGUGUAAGAUGACGUAUGCGGUGUGCGAUGACGUAUG
Misgurnus anguillicaudatus (oriental weatherfish) is the source of this 2474-nucleotide messenger RNA. RefSeq names its product proline rich 16 (gene prr16). NCBI's taxonomy places the organism in Eukaryota, Metazoa, Chordata, Actinopteri, Cypriniformes, Cobitidae. Gene Ontology annotation, biological process: positive regulation of translation; positive regulation of cell size. The record is from RefSeq and is a predicted model, not a curated record.